UGCACUAUGGCUGCACUCGCCUCUUGCAACGACAUAUUCAUGCGCCGGAAGUGUUUCCUUCUCCGAAGCCCUGAGUGCUGAUGUGUUUCUAAGGGAUUUUACUAGACAGAAACCUCAGGGUCUGAUUAUUUUAUGCCGGUAGAAUAACGGGGAGAAGCGGCGGCCGGAGUGAGGUCCAUGACAGAGACGACGCAGUGGAGGAGAUCCUCAGCAGAGACGAGCGGAGGGAAUGGCGCCCAAAGGUAAAGUUGGAACAAAAGGAAAGAAGCAGAUCUAUGAGGAGAACGAGGCGACGCUCAAGUUCUACACCAGAGUCAUCCUGGGAGCCAAUGCAAUAUAUGCCGCUGUGAAUUUUUUAGUUUUCUACAGUUCCUCCACCUUUUGGACCUGGCUGCUGCUGCUGUUCGCUCUCGCCGUGUACGUUGGGAGCUACCGCUCCAUGUCGGCCAUGGCCAAGCCCGCGUUUGCUGAGGACGGGAGUCUGCUGGAUGGAGGAAUAGACCUAAACAUGGAGCAGGGAAUGGCAGAGCACCUAAAAGAUGUAAUCUUGCUCACUGCCAUCGUUCAAGUGCUUAGCACCCUCUCUGCUUAUUUCUGGUACCUUUGGCUGCUGGCCCCGGCUCGGGCUCUUCACCUGCUUUGGGUGAACUUUUUGGGUCCCUGGUUUAUGGCAGAAAACCCCUCGGCGCCGGAGGAGGUGAAUGAGAAAAAGCAGAGGAGGCAAGAGCGCAGACAGGUGAAGCGGUUCUGAUGCUGCGGAGCAGACUGAGCAGUAUUUUUAUACACAACACAAUCUAAUAUACAGAAAGCGGGGAACUCGUAAGUUAUGCAGGAAGAAAUUUUUUUGUUAUUACGUUAAAUCCAGUAGAAAUCGGAUACAGUGGAAUCUUGUUUUCUGUGUUUGUUUUCUUUCCGCUUUCUCACGUAAUCAAAUUUUCUCCCUAAAUUAUGAAAUGAAAUGUUCCCUAUUUAGAUGAUGUCUCCGUCCAAAUCGCAUUUGUCUUCAUGACAAGAUUUACGAGUUUAGCUCUUGCAGAUGCUUUCAUGCCGCCACCCCCUGCUGAUCUCUCUCUUUUUUUUUUUUGUUCCACACCACUGUCCAAAACAAACUUGUAAUGUCAUGUCUUUCAUUUUAAUUUUAGUUUUCCUUGUUUUUAAGUCCUCUGUAACAAUCUCUGUAUUGUCACAAAAUCAAACUCGAAAGCCUUAAUAAGAGAAUGGGAACAACUUUGCAAUAAAAGGUCUCCGUGUG
This is a messenger RNA of Poecilia reticulata (guppy), 1252 nucleotides long. It is a transcript of the gene tmem208, whose product is annotated as transmembrane protein 208. Gene Ontology annotation, biological process: vacuolar protein processing. Gene Ontology annotation, cellular component: intracellular membrane-bounded organelle. Lineage: Eukaryota; Metazoa; Chordata; Actinopteri; Cyprinodontiformes; Poeciliidae. The record is from RefSeq and is a predicted model, not a curated record.